Messenger RNA from Trichechus manatus latirostris (Florida manatee), 3219 nucleotides. It is a transcript of the gene CRACR2A, whose product is annotated as calcium release activated channel regulator 2A. NCBI's taxonomy places the organism in Eukaryota, Metazoa, Chordata, Mammalia, Sirenia, Trichechidae. Gene Ontology annotation, biological process: vesicle-mediated transport. The record is from RefSeq and is a predicted model, not a curated record. The coding region runs from base 478 to 2664 and encodes 728 amino acids. Gene Ontology annotation, molecular function: calcium ion binding; GTPase activity; GTP binding. The transcript has 20 exons. Gene Ontology annotation, cellular component: trans-Golgi network membrane.
CCCGCCGGGCCAGCCGCUGCGGGACAGCUGUGAGCCGAGGGGUUCCGCGCGGGCAGGUGCAAGGGAAGGGGCGCAGGCGGCGACGCCAAGGUGAUGCUCUGACCACAGAUGCCCUUCAGGAGGCUGGUGUGGAGACAAAAUCAGGCCAUCAAGCUGCUCAUCAAGGGUGGGGUGGCACCAGCUGGCCACUCUUCCUCCAUGAGCUCAGCCUGGCUCUCCACUGGGCACUCGGCACGGCCACGUCUCUUCCUACAGAAAGAGCUGCAGGAGGAACCCUGAGGGAGCCAGAACCUAGCAGUCUGGGAUUCAGACAAAGCUCCUGGAGAGCUCAGUCAAGCUUCACUGCCCCUCCUACCCCCAGGUGGGAUUCAAAUCACCGGUACCAAAGUUGUCCUCCAGACGUAAAGAAUUACCUGUCGUCUGAGGAGCUGGAGCCAGCAAGGUUCUGAAAAGGCUUGAAGAAAUUGAUAAAUCUGGAUGGCUACCUCCAACCAGGGGGUGGUCUCCAGACCCCAGAGACCUGGUCGGGGGCCAGUGGGGAGCAAGGCCAGCCUGGGUCACCUGGACAGCCUGGAGUGGAAGGAGAACCAGGAGCAGACACCAAGUCAACUGGCCAUGCUGAAGAAGGCACAGGAAUUCUUCCAGGCCUGUGAUGCAGAGGGCAAAGGCUUCAUUGCCAGGAGAGAUAUACAGAGGCUCCAUAAGGAGUUGCCACUCAGCCUGGAGGAGCUGGAGGAUGUGUUUGAUGCCCUGGAUGCUGAUGGCAAUGGCUUUCUAACCCCAGAGGAGUUUACUACUGGAUUUAGUCACUUCUUCUUCAGCCAGAGUAACCCAAGUCAGGAAGAUGCAGGCGAACAGGUGGCCCAGCUCCAGGAAGAGAAGGUAUAUCAGUCCAGAGGGGAAGAGGAUCUGGGUGACAUGGACAAAGAUGAGGAAGCUCAGUUCCAGAUGCUGAUGGACAGACUUGGAGCUCAAAAGGUUUUGGAAGAUGAAAGCGAUGUCAAGCAACUCUGGCUGCAGCUGAAGAAGGAUGAACCUCACUUACUGUCCAACUUUGAGGAUUUCCUGACCAGGAUCUUUUCCCAGCUCCAAGAAGCCCACGAGGAGAAGAACGAACUGGAAAGUGCCCUGAAAAAGAAAAUUGCUGGUUAUGAUGAAGAAAUCCAGCAUCUCUAUGAGGAGAUGGAACAACAGAUCAAAAGUGAGAAGGAGCGGUUUCUCCUGAAAGACACAGAGAGGUUCCAGACCCUCAGUCAGGAGCUGGAACAGAAAUUAUUAUCUAAGGAGCAGGAACUGGAACAGCUCAUCCAGAAGCAGAAAAGGCUGGAAGGCCAGUGUAUAGUCCUGCACAAUGACAAGCACGAAACCAAAGCUGAGAAUACCAAGCUGAAACUCACCAACCAGGAGCUGGCCCAGGAGCUGGAGCGGACCUCCCGUGAGCUACAGGAUGCUCAACAGCAGCUGGAAAGUCUCCACCAGGAGGCCUGCAAACUGCACCAGGAGAAGGAGAUGGAAGUAUACCGUGUGACGGAGAGUCUGCAGCGGGAAAAGUCAGGGCUCCUGAAACAGCUGGAUUUUCUGAGGGAAAGGAACAAGCACCUCCGGGAUGAACAGGACAUAUGUUUUCAGAAAGAUAAGGCAGCCAAGGCAAACGCAGCUGCUUCCACAGCAAGCUGGAAACAGAGAUCUGGCUCUGUGAUCGGCAAAUAUGUGGACAGCAGAGGAAUUCUUGGAAGCCCAUCAGAGGAGGAGGAAGAUGUGUUUGGCGUCCCGAGGAGGAGGAGCUCCCUGGGCCUGAGUGGAUACCCCCUCACAGAAGGGGAGCCAGGAACUGGGGAGCCAGGGGCUGGGGGUCCACCCCACCAGACACUCCACAGAAUCAUCUCCAUUGAAGAAGACCCCCUGCCCCAGCUCCUGGAUGGCGGCCUUGAGCAGCCACUGAACAGAUGCCCAGAAGAGCGGGAUGUCUCCGACCAGGGGGGCAAAGGACAAAUUCAGCAGGCCCCACCCUUGGAACUCACCCUCACAUCUCCCCGAGGACAGCCUGUUGGAAAAGAAGCCCAGUAUAAGGAGGAAAGUUCUCCCUCUGCUCCAGACCGGCUCUUCAAAAUUGUGUUAGUGGGCAAUUCCAGCGUGGGGAAGACAUCGUUCCUGAGGAGGUUCUGUGAGGACCGGUUCUCCCCGGGCAUGGCAGCUACUGUGGGGAUUGAUUACCGAGUGAAGACGGUGAACGUGGACGACUCUCAGGUGGCCCUGCAGCUGUGGGACACGGCUGGGCAGGAGAGGUACCGUUGCAUCACCCAGCAGUUUUUCAGGAAGGCCGAUGGUGUCAUCGUCAUGUACGACCUCACAGCCAAACAGUCCUUCCUGUCAGUCCGGCAGUGGCUGAGCAGCGUGGAGGAAUCUGUGGGAGACCACAUCCCUGUUCUUCUGCUGGGCAAUAAAAUUGACAACCAGAAGGAGCGAGAAGUCCCCCGGGGCCUCGGAGAACAGCUUGCCAAGGAGAACAGUCUGAUCUUCUAUGAAUGCAGUGCCUAUUCUGGUCACAAUGCCAAAGAGUCCCUGCUCCAUCUAGCCAGGAUCCUCAAGGAGCAAGAAGACACAGUGAGGGAGGACACCAUUCAGGUCGGCCGCCUUGCCAAGAAGAAAUCCUGCUGUGGCUGAUAGGAGGCCUCCCAGGACUAUCGUGGUCGAAGCCUGAGGUCCCAGAGUCCACCCUACAACCUGCACAUGGCCUCCUACGUAGAUGCCAUCCAGCAAGGCCCACCAGACCUUUGUCCUUGUCAGUGACUUGCCUCCCUCAAAAGGGAGGGAAGCACAUUGAGUCAGGAGAGCUACUCUUGGGGCAUCUUGGGGUCUUUCCUUUCCCUUCUCGCUCUAGGCCCCAGGUGUCCAUUCCUUCUUUUUCAGCUCAGUUUCCUGGGGGAAAGGAAACAGAUGGGCUUUUCCAGAACAGCCACUACGUGCCUUCUCCAUCUCCCUUCUCCUCCCCUUGCCCUUAGGAGCUACAGCCCUGCAGUUGCCAAGGCAACCAUGCAGGUCCAACUUGCUGCUUCCUGCAGGCCAGAGGAUGUACUGCUUGGGUGAUGCUGAGGUAGUUUGUCCUGCUUGGGCUCCUGUUCUCUGGAGACCAAUGAGAUAUCCUUGGUAUAUGCUUCAUGGACCUUGGGAUACCCAUGUUGUUGAGAGAAGGAAACCAGAACGCCCACAUUCUAUUUC